CGCGGAAACACUUUUCCUUUCAUACAUAUGCUGCCACGUCAUUAGUGGCAAACAUCAGAAUCUUAGCGUUAGUAAGAACUAUUAGAAUCGGAAACAAAUCAACUACGUUAGCAGUUUUUGUUUUGCAGUAUUACGGUUCGACUGCAUUUUUUGGCUCGGAGGUUAGCUAAGAUGUCAAAGUUGUGGAUUUUGUGCGCACUGGCCGCUGUUUGCACGGCUGAAAUAUCGGUGGAGGAGGAUGUGCUCGUACUAAAGAAAAGUAACUUCGAGGAGGCGCUCAAAACUCAUCCAAAUAUCCUCGUUGAGUUUUAUGCACCUUGGUGUGGGCACUGCAAGGCUCUGGCCCCAGAAUAUGCAAAAGCUGCGGGUAUGCUGAAAUCUGAAGGGUCCGACGUCAGACUAGGUAAAGUAGAUGCCACAGAGGAAUCUGAACUUGCUCAAGAGUUUGGUGUUCGAGGAUAUCCUACCAUCAAGUUCUUCAAGGGAGGAGAGAAGACGAACCCCAAAGAGUAUUCGGCUGGUCGACAAGCUGAUGACAUCGUGAACUGGCUGAAAAAGCGAACCGGUCCCGCAGCUGCUACUUUAAGUGAUAUCACACAAGCAGAGUCUCUCAUUGCUGAUAACGAGGUUGUGGUCAUUGGCUUUUUUAAGGAUGUCGAGUCAGAAAGUGCCAAGGCCUUCAUUAAAGCCGCGGAGGCUGUGGACGAUAUCCCCUUCGGCAUCACCUCUGACGAUUCCGUUUUUACAAAGUUUGAAAUGGCCAAGGAUGGUGUUGUACUUUUUAAGAAGUUUGACGAGGGUCGCAACACAUUUGAUGGAGAGCUCAGCACAGAAAACCUCUUGGCCUUCAUCAAGGAAAAUCAGCUUCCUCUGGUCAUUGAGUUUACAGAGCAGACCGCUCCGAAAAUCUUUGGAGGGGAAAUAAAGUCCCAUAUCCUGAUGUUUGUGCCCAAAACAGCCAAAGACUUCCAGGAGAAGAUGGACCAAUUUAAGAAGGCAUCUGAAGGUUUCAAAGGCAAAAUUCUCUUCAUCUUUAUUGAUAGUGAUGUGGAUGACAACCAGAGAAUCUUAGAGUUUUUUGGCCUGAAGAAGGAAGAGUGCCCAGCAAUCCGACUAAUUACCCUCGAAGAAGAAAUGACCAAAUACAAACCAAAAACCUCCGACAUCACCGCAGAGAACAUUAUUGCUUUUUGCAAAGACUUUACAGAGGGCAAACUAAAGGCACAUCUGAUGAGCCAGGACAUUCCUGAAGACUGGGAUAAAAACCCCGUCAAAGUCUUGGUGGGCAAGAAUUUUGAAGAGAUCGCUUUCAACCCUGCCAAGAAUGUUUUUGUGGAGUUUUAUGCCCCAUGGUGUGGUCACUGUAAGCAGCUGACCCCCAUUUGGGAUCAGUUGGGUGAAAAAUUCAAGGACAACCCCGAUAUCAUUGUGGCUAAGAUGGACUCCACAGCCAAUGAGAUUGAAGCGGUCAAAGUGCAUAGCUUCCCUACCCUGAAGUUCUUCCCUGCCGGUGAGGAUCAUAAAGUAAUCGACUACAAUGGUGAGAGAACACUAGAUGGGUUUACAAAAUUUUUGGAGAGCGGAGGAAAGGAAGGUGGGGCACCAGCAGGAGAAGAUGAGGAUGAUGAAUCCGAUGAUCUUGAGGAUGCAGAAGACGUUGAUUCAGAUGUGGAGGAACAUGAUGAGUUAUAAGUGUCACAAUGAAGAGGCGUGACAAACCAUUUGAAACCAUUGUCCUUACCGACUCCAUCAGUCAUAUGCAGUCCAGAGACGUCUCUCUGCCCACUAAAAGAACUUUAAAGGGUCUCCACCCCAUUAUCUUUACGGUAUAUCUCCCUGAUAUUGGCAUCAUUUUCUAAAAUGAAUCUUUCACAUUCUACAAAGGCUUAAACUUUUACAUGCUGGACUACCAUGAUACAGGGGGUCAGUGUUUAUGCCAUGUAUUACUGUUAAAACACUGGAGAAACCUUUCAGAGCAGAGAAAUAACAAAAAAUUUACAAAGUUAGAAACCACCUUUUCUUUACAGUUUUGCUAAACCACAUUAUUUUUUGCUCAAAAUCGCCUGCUACUAAAUUAUUAAAAAAAUGUGAAAGUGAAAAGCUUGUUUUACCUAAUUUUAUGUUUUUAGUUUUUGUUUUUAUUUAGGUAUGUUUUUGCAGUCUGCCAUAAGUGUUGCAUUUUGGCCCUCCAUAGGUGGCCCUCUUAGUUUUCUCAUUACCUGGUAGGAUGAUUUGAAUGAUGGCAUUAAAACUUUUUUGCAGUAAAAGAUUCCAUAUCAGUUAAUGAUAUCUCAUAUCCUUCUUCUGUAUAUGACUAUUUGAAAGAUCUUUUCCAACUGGUGGUGUCACCAUUUGAUGUCUUGGAGUUCUGUAAAAUAUGGUGUAUAUGUGUUUGGAAUGAGCCUUGUUUUUUUCCCCCUUUAAUGAUUUUUUUUCAGGUAGGGGUGAAUUUCAGGGAUAAUGUUAAAAGAUGGAGAAGUUUUGUGAAUUUGGACUUUGUUAGGGUUAUAAAAUAACAAGGGUGACCGAAAGAGGUGUUUGAGACUCAAAGCGUUCCAUUCCAUUUAAAUUUAAAAACAAAAUGGUGGCCAAAUAAACAAGAGAUGAAAAAACUACAAAACAGUAUGAGAAUUAUUUGUGAUGAUAUCAUAAAACCAUGUCAGUAACAAUAAAUGAAAAAUAUUUAUCAAAUUAUAUUUGAUAAAUAUUUGUUGUAAUUCUUACAGACCUCUGGAAUAAACAAAUAGCUUUAUUGAUAUUUUUUUUAAGUUUAAGCUGUGUUUUGUUUAUUUGUCCAUUUAAAAAUAAAAAAUACAAAAAUAAAUAA
This is a messenger RNA of Misgurnus anguillicaudatus (oriental weatherfish), 2827 nucleotides long. It is a transcript of the gene p4hb, whose product is annotated as prolyl 4-hydroxylase, beta polypeptide. Gene Ontology annotation, biological process: response to endoplasmic reticulum stress; protein folding. Gene Ontology annotation, cellular component: endoplasmic reticulum. The record is from RefSeq and is a predicted model, not a curated record. Lineage: Eukaryota; Metazoa; Chordata; Actinopteri; Cypriniformes; Cobitidae. Gene Ontology annotation, molecular function: protein disulfide isomerase activity.